UACCCAAGCUAAACAGCCAUCAACCUCAUUCCCUCGUUUCAACUUCCACAGUCUUUUCUCUCUCAAAGCUACACUCGUUCCUAGUCUCUUGCAUUACCAAGACCAUGAGAAUCAACACCCUCCUUUCCAUCUUCCUCGCCACCCUGUCAACUGGGAUAGGAGUGACCUCCAACCCGAUCCCCAACGCCAGCCCAGAAGACCCCACGCACGGCUCCAUCCAAGCCCUCAGCGGCCGGGCAGUCCACAACGUCGACCCGCUCCGCCCGGAGCUCAUCACGCGCAGCCUCGACGAAGACACGCUCUUCAGCCUCCUCCACGCCCGCAACCCGGACCCCAUCGACUCAGAAGAAGAGGAUCAUGACCUCACCAUCACCCUCGGCACCCGCGCUGGCAGCACCUCGUCGCAGACGGUCGAAGAAACCUCCACCUACAAGCUCUUCUCCGCCGCGCACAGCGGCAUGACCAAGGAUGGCUACUACGCCUUCACGGCCAAGUACACGACGGGGACGGCGCCGGGCGACGACAGCACCGAGGCGGUCAUGGCGGAGGUGCAGAAGGACUACGGGUUCGACCACAUCGUGCUGGUGGUGGGCAAGGUGACCGAGACAUCCACCAAGAAGAAGCUGAAGCGGGACUUUGUGGCCGUCAUGCACCACCUCAUCAUCACGACCUACCCGAACACGAUCUACCAGAAGAAGAACUGGAGUCUGGGGAAGACGACGCCCAAGAUUGAGUUUGUGAAGACGACGACGGCGAAGAAGGACUCGGCGCUCGCGGCCAAGGGGAAGGCGUAUGAGAAGGAGCAUACGACGUGGGAGGCGAAGGUGAAUGAUUGUCAGACGUUUGUGACUUAUAUGGAGGGGUAUAUUUAGUGAUUGGUUUGGUGGGAUAGGGGGGGGGAAGUGAUCAUUUUUGUGGUAAGUAUGCAAGUGUAUGCGAGGUUGGAC
Aspergillus saccharolyticus JOP 1030-1 is the source of this 947-nucleotide messenger RNA. RefSeq lists its product as uncharacterized. The record is from RefSeq and is a predicted model, not a curated record. The transcript has a single exon. The coding region runs from base 105 to 872 and encodes 255 amino acids. Lineage: Eukaryota; Fungi; Ascomycota; Eurotiomycetes; Eurotiales; Aspergillaceae.